Molecule: messenger RNA, 1484 nt
Organism: Solanum dulcamara
Lineage: Eukaryota; Viridiplantae; Streptophyta; Magnoliopsida; Solanales; Solanaceae
Product: caffeoylshikimate esterase-like
Exons: 9
Coding region: 134-1255 (373 amino acids)
Cellular component (GO): membrane
Molecular function (GO): lipase activity
Source: RefSeq, a predicted model, not a curated record
UACGCUUCUGGAUAAUCCAAUUCUUUUUUAAAAAAUCUGCUGGACAGAGGAAAAGUAAACCAAAAGGAAAAGAAUACAAUUAAUGAAAGCAAAUCCCAAUUAAUUAAAUUUUCUUGACUCCUAUUAUAAUGUCAUGGCAUUGAAGCCCAGCAAGUUUUUGAGGAGGCAUUCAUUUGAUGCAUUGAAAACAAGGAAACCCAAUUGUGUAAGGAGUGAGAAAGCAGUAAUGGGUAGGGCAGUGAAGUUUGAAGGUAUAAGUGAGGAAUUGCAGAAGAUAAUAGAUGCUGAUAUGGACAAAGUGGAAGCAAGGCGUCGUGCUAGGGAUGCUUUUAAGGAUAUUCAGUUGUCAAUUGAUCAUUGUCUCUUUAAGAUGCCACAUGCUGGAUUGAAGAUGAAGGAGUCUUAUGAGGUUAAUUCUCGAGGACUGGAGAUCUUCUCCAAAAGUUGGCUUCCAGAGACAAGUUCCCCCAAAGCAAUGGUAUACUUCUGUCAUGGUUAUGGUGAUACAUGCACAUUUUUUGUUGAAGGCAUUGCAAGAAAAUUAGCAUCUUCCGGUUAUGGAGUAUUUGCCAUGGAUUAUCCUGGAUUUGGUCUUUCAGAAGGUCUUCAUGGCUAUAUACCAAGUUUUGACAAGUUAGUCGAUGAUGUCAUUGAGCAUUACUCGAAGGCGAAAGAAAAUCCAGAGAUAUGUAACCUACCAAGCUUCCUAUUUGGGCAAUCAAUGGGUGGAGCAGUAGCUCUGAAGGUGCACAUGAAGCAACCUGAUGCAUGGAAUGGCGCUGUUCUUCUUGCACCGAUGUGCAAAAUUGCAGAUGACAUGGUACCACCAUGGUUAGUUACACAAAUUCUAGUGGGCAUAGCAAAAUUUCUUCCAAAGCAAAAGCUAGUUCCGCAGCAGGAUCUAGCAGAGUUAGCAUUCAGAGAUGUGAAGAAGAGAGAACAGGCUGCUUACAAUGUUAUUGCUUACAAGCACAAACCCCGCCUACAAACUGCGGUGGAGUUACUGAAUACCACCCAAGAGAUAGAGAAACAACUAAUUAAGGUCUCUCUGCCAUUGCUAAUAUUGCAUGGAGAGAAUGAUAAAGUGACUGAUCCAUCCAUCAGCAAAACAUUGUACGAGAAGGCAAGUAGUUCGGACAAAAAACUGAUCCUUUAUAAGGAUGCUUAUCAUUCUUUGCUCGAGGGUGAGCCCGAUGAGAUGAUACUUCGAGUUCUUGGUGACAUAAUAUCUUGGUUGGAUGAGCAUACUUCUUAGUAAAAAGUUCUCAAAUUUUAUUUUAAUUUUUUAAUUUUUUGUUCUGCCCAUUUUUUUCAUGGUUUAGGGAGACAAGGGGCAGAGCUGAAGUAAGAAAUUAAAAUCUACCCUAUAAGAUUUACAUGGUAGCGUGAUGUCCUUCCUGCCCCUCUAUUUAUUUAUUUUCAACUUUUUAUUUUGUAAAGAACAAAUAUUGAAUAUUUGAAUGUUCUUAUAGAAAAUAAAAAGC